AUGGCGCCUCUUCGGCACAAGAACUUGGUUCUUCAUCCCGAUAAUGAUAGGCGGAUACUGUACCCCCUCCCCCUUUCGUCCAUCCACCUUGCUCUUAAUGGGAUCCCGCUAACAUAUCAUGAUCCAGUCGAAACAGUCGGCUAUAUCGGCCGCGCAAUGUCCGCAAAUCAAUCGCCGAACUGGACAAUAGGCCCGUACAUAAUCCAAAGCACACUCCUGCUCAUCGCGCCGGCGCUCUUCGCAGCGAGUAUUUAUAUGGAACUGGGCCGGGUGAUUGUACUCGUGCGCGGUGAGAAAUUCUCGCUUAUUAGGGCUUCUGGUAAGCUUCUCCCUGGCCAGCUUCAGCCAACUCCUUCGUGUGCCGGUCUCAUGGUGACGGCUGCGAAUGGCGGGUCGGCGGACUCGGCGAGUAUGGGGAAAAACGUUAUUAUUGGGGGCUUGUUUGUGCAGAUUAUUUUCUUUGGGUUCUUUUUGCUUAGUGCGGUUGUUUUUCAGAGGAGGCUUGUGACGGCUGUCGGUGGUGGUGGUGAGGGCGUGUUAAUUCUUGUGAGGUCUGUUGUGAGGGUGGUGGAGUAUGUGCAGGGGACGGAUGGGUUUGUCAUGAGUAAUGAGGUGUUUAUUUAUGCAUUUGAUGGGUUAUUGGUGUGGGUUGUUUUGGUCAUUUUGGUUGUGGUGCAUCCGUGUGAGGUUGGGAGGUUGUUGAAGAGGGAGAAGAUGAGGAUGGGGAGGGGGUUUGGCAUUGAUGGGGCUGAGCCGCUGGUGUGA
This is a messenger RNA of Penicillium manginii, 765 nucleotides long. RefSeq names its product RTA1 domain-containing protein. The record is from RefSeq and is a predicted model, not a curated record. Gene Ontology annotation, cellular component: membrane. The transcript is spliced from 4 exons. The coding region runs from base 1 to 765 and encodes 254 amino acids. NCBI's taxonomy places the organism in Eukaryota, Fungi, Ascomycota, Eurotiomycetes, Eurotiales, Aspergillaceae.